AAAAGGUUUUAUUGAGACAGGUUAACUUGCCGAAUGCCGAAUGCCAGUACCAAGUAUCAACAACAAAGUUUGCAAGUUGCAAAUAAAAUUUAUUAAAAAAUGAACGCGCCUCCGACCUUCGAUUCAUUUCUCCUUUACGAUGGUGAACAAAAGAUUGUGCGAGUCACAGAUACAAAGGUACCGAAUGCUGCUUUGUUCACAAUUAACAAAGAGGAUCACACAUUGGGAAACAUGAUUAGGAACCAACUUUUGAAAGACCCUAAGGUGUUGUUUGCCGGUUAUAAAGUGCCGCACCCGUUGGAUCCGAAAUUUGUGAUCAGGAUUCAGACGACAAACGAUGAAACGCCACAGAACGCCUUGAAAAAUGCAAUUGCCGACUUGAUCGCAGAAUUGUCCCUCUUUGAAGAAAGAUUCAAAGAGGCGAUCAAGGACAGGAAGGAAAGAUUGGAUUGAAACAAGUUGGAAAAGAACUUUUCAAUUUACAUUUAUUUAACGUGUAAAUUUUGUAUUAUAUGCCUUUCAGAUGUUUUUAAUGUAAAAGUUACCC
This is a messenger RNA of Cimex lectularius (bed bug), 547 nucleotides long. It is a transcript of the gene Rpb11, whose product is annotated as DNA-directed RNA polymerase II subunit RPB11. The transcript is spliced from 4 exons. Bases 100 to 453 code for a protein of 117 amino acids. Gene Ontology annotation, biological process: transcription by RNA polymerase II. The record is from RefSeq and is a predicted model, not a curated record. Gene Ontology annotation, cellular component: RNA polymerase II, core complex. NCBI's taxonomy places the organism in Eukaryota, Metazoa, Arthropoda, Insecta, Hemiptera, Cimicidae. Gene Ontology annotation, molecular function: DNA binding; protein dimerization activity.